AUGUCGGAUAUCGAAUGCUCUUUAAUAUUCUGGGUGAAAUUGGUAAAAUUCUGUGAUCAGAAUUUAUAUCCCAGUUAUGUUUUUUCGCCCUUCUUUCAUCCUCAUAUUUCUCCUUAUCGUAGUUCUAUUUCCUCCAACUACGUGUCAGUCCAUUUAUAGUUGGCUUAUGCCUUAGUGGCUUUCGAUUCGAUUACUACUACCAUUUUAUCAGUAGCAGAACAGUUCUACGGUCUUAACUCACCCGCUUUGAUGCGGUCUCUAUACUGCCAUUCCGAUUAUUAUGAGAGCAUGAGAAAGAAGAGCAUUCGGGGUUAUGGUUCUUUUACUGGGCUCAUUUGCUUUUCUCCCUUAAUUUCCUUGUGGUAUGUCUUCAGAAGCGCUUUUUAA
Messenger RNA from Rodentolepis nana, 387 nucleotides. Lineage: Eukaryota; Metazoa; Platyhelminthes; Cestoda; Cyclophyllidea; Hymenolepididae. The record is from the annotation of a GenBank genome assembly.